GUUGCUGCGUGCACGUUCUUCGCGCUAAAAACACAUUCAGACAAAAAUUUCUCCACACACCUAAUUAGCGAUAAACCACUGGCUACUACCAUCAUCGCUGCGCAUAGCACCAAACAACCCUCUUCCACUAUCGCAAGCCAUGGCUUCUCUGCAAGCGAGUCCUCCAUUCCGUUGCCAUUUCAGUUCUCCUUCUCUUAGAAAUCGGAAUUUUACCUUUUACCGGCGGUUUCCGGCCUCUUUUGCACGCAAUGUUAGGGUUUUUGCAUUUAGGGGGAAGAGUCGUCUAGGCAGAGAUGGAGUUUACUCGAUUGGUUGCCCUUGCAAAGCGAGUAUUGCUGCAAUUGAGAAGGCUUCAGUUGAGGAAGAGAAUGAGCGGCCUCCUUUCGAUAUCAAUCUCGCUGUUGUUCUUGCUGGUUUCGCUUUUGAAGCAUAUACAAGUCCCCCUGAAAAGUUCGGCAGGCGUGAGGUUGAUGCUGCAGGUUGUAAGACUGUGUACCUCUCAGAGACAUUUGUACGUGAGAUAUAUGACGGCCAGUUGUUCAUAAAACUGAAAAGGGGUUUCGAUUUACCUGCAAUGGAUCCAUGGGGAACAAGUGAUCCAUAUGUGGUCAUGCAAUUGGAUGGGCAAGUUGUCAAAAGCAACAUUAAGUGGGGGAAAAAGGAGCCAACUUGGAAUGAGGACUUCACUUUCAAUAUUAAGCAGCAUCAAAUAAAAAAUCUUCAGGUUGCUGCUUGGGAUGCAAAUCUUGUAACUCCACAUAAACGCAUGGGUAAUGCAGUCAUUGGUGUGGAAUAUCUCUGUGAUGGGAACUUACAUGAGAUGCUGGUGGAAUUGGAAGGGAUGGGUGGUGGUGGAAAGUUGCAGUUGGAGGUUAAGUAUAAAAGUUUUGGUGAAAUUGAAGAAGAAAAGAAGCGGUGGAGGCUCCCCCUGGUCUCAGAAUUUCUUCAGAGAAAUGGUUUUGAUUCUGCAUUAAAAAAGCUUGUUGGCUCUGAAACUGUGCCAGCACGUCAAUUUGUAGAAUAUGCUUUUGGACAAUUGAAGUCAUUCAAUGGUGCAUACCUUUCAAAGGAUCUAUCUUCAAACAGUGAUGGUUCAGAAGUUGCAGGGAAUCCCAGCAGUUCUUUAGCGUCAGAUAUUCCUUCACAAACAGAGAACAUUUCAGAAACCUCUUUGAAUGAAACAACUACCAGCCAGGAGAGUAAUUUAGAGUUGUUCCACACUGAUAAUGGUGACUUAGAUAAUGGACACUCAACAGAAUUGGGGGCAAAAGCUGGUGAAACUAUGCAAUCAAAUAAGCAUUUUUGGAAGAACUUUGCUGAACUUAUCAACCAAAAUAUAGUUCAGAAACACGGUCUCCCUGUUUCCAUGGAACUCAAGUGGGAUGGAUUUGACUUACUGAACAAAAUUGGAUUGCAGUCACAAAAGAUUGCUGAAGCAGGUUAUAUUGAAUCUGGACUUGCUACACCACAAGUUCAGGAUGCUGAAAGUGAUAAAGCAAGUGGCCCACAUACCAUUGGCCCAAUUAAGGCUUCACUUCCAGAUAUAAAAAAGGCGACAGAUGAUUUACUAAGGCAAACUGAUGCUGUCUUGGGGGCAUUCAUGGUUUUGACAGCAGCAAUUUCUAAAUUAAACAAAGAAGCACAAUCAGGAAAGAGUUCUGAUGAUAGUGAGAAGUUCAUUAGCUCCCUCAAUGUGUCUGAAUUGGAUGAAAAGAAAGCUGAGGAGAUGAGAACGCUUUUUUCAACCGCCGAAACUGCAAUGGAGGCUUGGGCAAUGCUUGCUACUUCACUGGGUCGUCCGAGUUUUAUUAAGUCUGAAUUUGAGAAAAUAUGCUUUUUAGAUAAUCCAUCCACAGAUACCCAGGUAGCCAUCUGGCGUGAUUCUGCACGGCGAAGAUUGGUAAUUGCUUUCAGGGGGACAGAACAAGCUAAAUGGAAGGACUUGCGAACAGAUUUAAUGCUUGUUCCUGCUGGCCUAAAUCCUGAAAGAAUUGGUGGGGAUUUUAAGCAAGAAAUCCAGGUUCAUAGUGGUUUUCUAAGUGCCUAUGAUUCAGUCAGGAUAAGGAUCAUCUCCAUCAUUAAAUUGGCAAUUGGUUAUGUUGAUGAUGGAGCUGAACCACCAGUCAAAUGGCAUGUUUAUGUUACUGGUCAUAGUUUGGGUGGUGCAUUAGCUACCCUUCUUGCUCUUGAACUUUCUUCAAGUCAGCUAUCAAAGCAUGGUGCAAUUUCUGUGACUAUGUAUAACUUUGGAUCUCCUAGAGUUGGUAACAGAAGAUUUGCAGAAGUUUAUAAUCAGAAAGUCAAGGACAGCUGGAGAGUUGUGAACCACAGAGAUAUCAUACCGACUGUUCCUCGAUUGAUGGGCUAUUGCCAUGUGGCUCAGCCGGUUUAUUUAGCAGCUGGAGAGCUAAAUGAAGUUUUGGGAAACCUAGAACUUUCAAAAGAUGGUUACCCAGUUGAUGUGGUUGGAGAGUCUACACCGGAUGUGCUCGUCCAAGAAUUUAUGAAAGGUGAGAAGGAACUCAUUGAAAAAAUAUUGCAAACUGAGAUAAAUAUAUUUCGUGCAAUUCGAGAUGGUACUGCACUCAUGCAGCACAUGGAGGAUUUCUAUUAUAUCACAUUGCUAGAGAAUGUGAGAUCAAGUUACCAGACAGCUAGAAAUACAAGGCUAGAAAGCAAAGAACAAGACAGCGCAUCGAUCAUCUAAAAACGCCAACAUUUGAAUGGUAACAGCCAAAGCUUAUCUACUUUUCUAUACUUCUCACAGAAUAAAUUCUCUGCACUUCUCAUGCGGGCUCCAUAAACUGCAGCUCCUGUUGGAAGCCCAUGAAAAAGUUUACUUGUACAGACAGAAGAAAGAAAAGAAAUUGUACUUGUACAGUGUUUUUUUUUUUUUUAAUCUCAAUUAUCAUUAUGAGAUGGUAAACUUUGUAGACAAGAUAUUCUUCACCUGUUCAGUAGCAUGGUACCCAAUGUUAAGGGGACCACAAAGUAUUCUAAAUAUGAAAAGACAUCACUCAUAAGAUUCUCAUUC
This is a messenger RNA of Manihot esculenta (cassava), 3034 nucleotides long. RefSeq lists its product as uncharacterized. Lineage: Eukaryota; Viridiplantae; Streptophyta; Magnoliopsida; Malpighiales; Euphorbiaceae. Gene Ontology annotation, biological process: lipid metabolic process. The record is from RefSeq and is a predicted model, not a curated record. The coding region runs from base 140 to 2707 and encodes 855 amino acids. The transcript is spliced from 18 exons.